Messenger RNA from Papaver somniferum (opium poppy), 1692 nucleotides. RefSeq names its product omega-hydroxypalmitate O-feruloyl transferase-like. NCBI's taxonomy places the organism in Eukaryota, Viridiplantae, Streptophyta, Magnoliopsida, Ranunculales, Papaveraceae. The record is from RefSeq and is a predicted model, not a curated record. Gene Ontology annotation, molecular function: acyltransferase activity, transferring groups other than amino-acyl groups. The transcript has 4 exons. Bases 1 to 1692 code for a protein of 563 amino acids.
AUGGUAUAUUUAGAAGGUGGAUGGAAGUUUGAUUUCAGGCGAGACCUUACAAAUUCAGAGGUGCAAGAACUCGCUACUCUUCUUACUGUAAUAGGGGAUAGCCCACCAGUUCGGGAUGGUCUUCUUGAUACACGUAGAUGGAAACUUCAUUUCACGGGAGUUUUUACUGUCAAAUCCCUUUAUGCUAAGUUAAUGGCAGAAGUUGGAGUUGAUCAUUUUCCUCACUUGUUCGUCUGGAAACCAGCAAUUCCACGUAAGGAACAUCUUUUCUUACAUUGUAAGAUUGCUUACAAGAUUUGGUCGAGUAUUCUGCCUAUUACAGGUUGGCAUCCGUCGUUUCAAAUUGGGGAGUAUCUCAACUCUAACUGUCCAAAUAUUUACCUGGAAAUUUUUGACGAUGAAUGCAUUGUGAAGCUUAAUGUCAAGAUUAUAGGAGAACCAACUUUGGUUCCUCCAGUAGAGGAGACACCCAAGGGUGUAUACUACUUGGCUAACAUUGACAGGGGAGCUGAUAUGAUUCAAACUUUUAAUUGUUUUAGCAAAACUUUUGAUGGGAAGUUUUUAGAUGCAGCUCAAGCCUUGAAACUUGGCUUAGCGAAAGUUCUUGUUCACUACUAUCCUAUUGCUGGACGUCUUAUAUUGAAUGAGAAAAAUAAGUUUGCAAUCAAUUGCACGGGCGAAGGUGCUCUUUUUAUCGAGGCUGAGGCCGACUGUACGUUGGAAGAGAUUGGUGACCUGACGCAACCCAAUCCGGCUACUUUUAAGAAACUUGUUUACGGCAAUCCUGGUCCAGUAAAUGUACAUGAAGAUCCUCCUCUACUUGUGGCUCAGGUAACUAAAUUCAAGUGCGGCGGUUUCACUCUUGGACUAAGCCAGAAUCACACGGUAUUUGAUGGAGUUGGUGCAAUGGAGUUUGUGAUUUCAUGGGGUGAAGUUACCAGAGGAUUUCCAUUAACGAAACCACCGUUCCUAGAUAGAACCAUACUCAUGGCACGAACCCCACCACAGACACAGUUCACCCAUAUACUCGAGGAAAUCAUAGACGUAUCAAACACCAAUGCUCUUUGGGAAGAAGAAAAGCUUCUUGACAAAUCCUUCAUUUUUCACCCCCACAGGCUAGAAAGACUAAGGGAAAAGGCAAUGGAAGAUGGGGUUCUGAAAAAGUGCACCACUUUCGAAGUUCUUACUUCGAUCAUGUGGAGAGCGAGAACUAAAUCAUUAAGACUUCAUCCUAAUCAACAAGUAAGGCUACUAUUUCCUGUUAAUGCUCGGUCUAGAUUCCACCCGCCAUUACCAAAAGGUUACUUUGGAAAGGCAAUCGCCUUAAAGAACAGUCAGUGCAGCGUGAGUGAGCUGCUAGAAAGCCCGCUUUCAUCAACAAUAGAGCGAUUUCAACAAUUAAUUGGUUUGGUUACAGACGAAUGCAUGAGAUCCAUCAUAGAUUCGCUGGAAGAAUACGAGCAGCCGUUACCUAAAGCGCAUACCCUAUUUCUAAGUGUUUGGACUAGGAUAGGACUACAUGAUAUGGAUUUUGGUUGGGGAGAGCCUAUUUUUGCAGGCCCUCCAACUUUGCCAACAAACGUAGUCUUUUUCUUGCCUCAUGGAGAAGAAAGGAAAGGCAUAAACUUGUGUCUAAGUCUCCCUGUUUCAUCCAUGAAGAUCUUCGAAGAAGCGAUAAAUACAAUCGAUUAA